GGCAACACCUCAGUACACCAUGAGGUCUUGGACUGCUGUCUUCUCUCUUCUGCUCUCUCAUGCUGCCGUGUUGGGCCAAGGCCCUGGUGGUUGCCCUGAGAGGAACGGACGCUUCCCUGUAUCCACUCAGUGUGAUGCUUACAUCGAGUGUGUCGACGGAGUGCCAGAACAGAAAUUGUGUCCUGAUGGCCUCUUGUUCAACGCAAAGUCAGCUUUCUUCGCUUAUCCCUGUCAAUAUCCACCCGAAGUUGACUGUGAGGGAAGAUCGCAGCGACAAGCCCCCCAACCAACAGAGGUCUGCCCCCAUCAGUUCGGCUACUAUAAAGUAGGAGACGCUGAGAACUGUGGCCAGUUCAUGAUAUGUGCAAGUGGAGUCGGCUACACAUUUGACUGCCCCGACGGUUUGGCCUUUAACGAGUACAGCCUCCGCUGCGACUGGCCAGACCAAGUGGAGACUUGCAAUGCUGAAGCAUACCUGGGUUUCUCAUGUCCCAGCAACGAUCCGAACUCGAUAUUUGCAGCUGAGGGUUACCGCUACUUCCGCAGCCCAUCGGACUGUCAAACAUACUUUCUCUGCAUAAAAAGCCGCCCACGAAGAUUUAGGUGUGGAGAAGGCUAUGCUUUUAAUGAUUUAACUAGCAGUUGUGAUGGAAUAGAGAAUGUUACUGGCUGUGCAUUUCCUGCAAAAAGAGAAACUGGUCAGCAAAGACUGCAGCUAUUUGUUGAGAGAAAUCAUCUAACAUAAUGAAUUAAACUGCACUCAAAAGUAAAAAAAA
Molecule: messenger RNA, 776 nt
Organism: Homalodisca vitripennis (glassy-winged sharpshooter)
Lineage: Eukaryota; Metazoa; Arthropoda; Insecta; Hemiptera; Cicadellidae
Product: protein obstructor-E-like
Exons: 5
Coding region: 20-745 (241 amino acids)
Cellular component (GO): extracellular region
Molecular function (GO): chitin binding
Source: RefSeq, a predicted model, not a curated record